Molecule: messenger RNA, 1347 nt
Organism: Meyerozyma guilliermondii ATCC 6260
Lineage: Eukaryota; Fungi; Ascomycota; Pichiomycetes; Serinales; Debaryomycetaceae
Exons: 1
Coding region: 1-1347 (448 amino acids)
Source: RefSeq, a predicted model, not a curated record
AUGUCAUUCCUAGCCUGUCCCAUAUUGUGCCACCAAUUCGUUUCUACGAUAGGUAGCGAUGACUCCUGCAAGUCCGCACGGAUCUCCUUGGCCACACAAGCCCUAGAUAUCAUGGAUCACUAUCAUCUGGUGAACCCACAAGCUCAUAUGUUGGUGGACUACUUGAAACAAAAUCAAAUCACCACCAAAUAUUCCACACAUUGGCUCGAUCAUACGGCUUCCAAAGCGGAAACUCGCUCAGAUUCACUCUAUGGUGUACUUCUCAAUAGUCAAUCGCCCUCAGAAACCUAUAAUUGCACAAUGGAAUUACUCUCGAUUUACACGAUUCAGAACCGUUUCGGCCAAGCCCUUACGCUUUUGCAAAGCUACGGAUCCUCUGCUGGGUUUUCUACUGAUCCCACAACCACAGAACAGAUCACAAAUCACAAGUAUCUUCAAUAUCUUUUAUUUUCGUAUGUGAUAUCUGUGUACAAGCACGUAUGGUUUGAAGACGUGGAGGACGAAGUUUCAAAUGAUGUCCCUAUAACCAUCUCUCCACAUAAGAAUCUCGAGACGUAUCUCAAGCGGGCUAACUAUUUUUACAACAAGAAACGUCUGCUUUUAACGGAAGAUGCUGAACGGGAAAUACGGUGCUAUUGGUUAUUGCGGUGGAUGUCAACUUUAGUUUCUUUCAGCCAGGGAAUGGUGGAAAAGUUUCUUGAAGAAUUCACCCUGGUGUCAGAGUCGUCCAGCAUAAUCCAUCCUUAUAAUUGUAUGGAACUUGAUGGUUUCUCAUUGAAAGAACCACUUCUUCUUGCUCAUGGAUUGAGCGUUUCGAUGAUGAGACCAUUCUCGGUUGCCUUACAUUUGGAUGAUAAACUUGCCGAUCUCUAUAGCAACACCAGCUCCACAAACCAAAUUAUGACAUAUCUUGUGCUACUCAAAGACUCACAGUUUGCGGAGGUACACAAGCUUCUUCGUUCUGAGUCGUUCAAACACACUAUUGAAUUGCAUGGCGGAUUUGCCCUUCCAGAUUCAUUUCUUACACGUUUACAGCACUCAAUUACUUUCAAAGUGUUCAUUCUAGUUAUCCAAACCGUCAAAAGAAUACCCAGGACCAAAAUGCUAGCUAUCAUGGGCCAUGAAGACAAUGCUGGAACAACCAAGCUUUUGCUUCUGAUGCUCACCAUCUUAGGACUGGCUCACUUUGGGGUGGGUUAUAAUACAUCGGGUGACUAUUUCUAUAAUACAAGGCAAACCCAAGUUCCGUUGGAGCAAGAGGUCGACAGGUUGGCCCAGAGCCUCGAAGGUGAGGCGAUGUCUGCUGUGGUCAAUGCAGCACUUUUGGAAAAGAUCCAUCGUACUUAA